Molecule: messenger RNA, 2049 nt
Organism: Didymodactylos carnosus
Lineage: Eukaryota; Metazoa; Rotifera; Eurotatoria; Philodinida; Philodinidae
Source: the annotation of a GenBank genome assembly
AUGAAUAAUCGAGUAGACCAACCGUUAGAAUAUUCUAGUUCAACAAUCAAUAACAAUAGUUCAGUACCUUCAACCACAGUGAUAACAUCACAAAAACAACUAUCAAAUGCUAAUCUGCAAGGAUCUGAUACAAAAUUUCAAAUAAGUCCCGGUACAAUACAGAAUGAUGAGACGAUGGGUGCUGUCGAUGACAGUAAUAAUCCCGGGCGUUUUCAAAUGAUAAGAGUCGAUAGAAGUUUUGGUCGAGGUCGAUGGAAGAUAAAUGACUAUGAACCGCCGGCAGAUUUGAAUGACAGUGACGGUGUUAAUACAAUAAGUUUUCCCGUAUCAUUAACGAAUAAUGACGGAAAAAUAACCAUGCCAUCGUUACCUCUCACAACCAGUACAACAACAACGUCAAAUGUCGAUAACACAACAAUGACUACUGCCGCUGCGGCCGCUGCAGCAGCAGCUGUCGCAGCCUCUCAAAGAUUGUCAGCUACUCAGGCCGCUGCCAAUAUGCCACCACCCGGUUUAAUGUAUUCACCGUCAUUAGCAAUUCCAAAUAUUCAAAAUCAAUCACUUUUUGUACCAAAUCUAACAUAUUUUCCACCAGGAUUUGGAAGUUUUUAUCCUCAUCCACAAUAUCCAUUCCCAACUCCACAAUAUGCUCAAUGGGUAGCUGCGAUGGCUGCUAGUCAGGCUCAAAUGGGUUUAAAUCCAUCCACGUCAAUGCCGCCCUAUUUAUCUCUUCCAUCAACUGCUAAUCUAAACGAUAAUAUUCGGCAACAUUUAGACGCCAAUUAUACUGGUCCUGACCAUAAUGGUGAUGUUUCAUCAAAUAAUUUAUAUAGUACCAGUGAUGCCAUAAGUAAUUCUCAAUUAGCGCAAUAUCUAUUUGGGCAACAGUUUCCGUCAUCAGUUCAAAAUCAAUAUUCAUCAUUUUCACACCACCACCCCCACCAUCAUCAACAACAACAACAAUCACUUGUCUCUGAACUACUACAACAGCAGCAGCAACAACAACAACAACAACAAUCACUUCUGUCUGAACUACUACAGCAGCAGCAGCAACAACAACAACAACAAUCACUUGUCUCCGAACUACUACAGCAACAACAAAAACAAAUUGCUUCGGAACAAACAAAGCCAUUACUAACAUCACCAUCUAAAAAGGAAAACGAUAAUCAACAACAAAAUAAUUUAACAAACGCGAAUCAAAUUUCAGUGAUAAAAAAUCCGAUUCAAUCAUUACCAGUGACAACGCAUGAUUUGAAAACAAUCGGUCAGACUAUCGAUAAAUCUAUAUCAGACAUUCCACCGAAAUUAACGAACGAAUCAAUAGGAAAAUCCCAAGAUUCAAACACAUCCAGUAGUGUAAUGACAUCACCAAUGACUACCACGCCUCAACAUAUUCUUUCACCUAUUAUACCACAGUUUCGACCACCACAAAACGUUACACCGACAACUUUAAACAAUAUUUGGAAUAUGACGACAACACCGUUAAACCUAUCACAAACAGCUCAAACAGCAGCCGCUACAGCUGCUGUGGCCAUGGAAUUGCUAAAUGUUGGUACUGGGAAUGAAAGCAAAAAUCAAGAAAUAGCAAAUGAAAUAUUAAAAGAAUUAACCACACCAACUAAGCAGCACAAAUUGAUUCGUCAGCUAAGUACGACUGAUAUUGACAACAAGAUUUCAGCCGCAAUGGAUUUAGUCAAAAUGCAUUUAUUAUCUGCUGUACGAGAAGAAGUUGUCGAUUUACGUCAACAAAUAAAAACAUUAAAUGAAAAAAUAUCUUUAUGUGAACUUGAGCGUGACUAUCUUCGUCAACAUGUUCCGAGUGAAAUUUUAGCUCAGUUUAAUCCUACAAUCAAUGCUAAUUCUACUAAUAAUAACAGCAACAUAGACGGUACCGUGUCUUCAAAUAUGAUGACAACUACAGCAAAUUCAAUCAUUGCUCCCAUUGCGAACAGUAUUAUCACACCUACUAGUCAACUUCUUUCUUUACCCUCAUCUUCAGCAACAGCAACAGCUUCUGCUCCUCUGAAUUCAACAUUGCAAAACACUUGA